CGCCAUGCACCAUUCCGCUAAUGGCCGAGACAAUUGGGGGUCAACUCAUGCGUCCAAGCUAGUUAGAAGAAUAUAGAGGAGGAGAAGAAGGCACUAAUGAGAGGGUAGUUACCUGCACACACCUUUUGUAACAUCUACGGCUACACAGCAUAGCUGGCGGUUGGAGACGGUAACCUUUGCGCGUCGGUGGCUGGGCAGAGCUGCACGCAUUCAUUUGUGCGCCUGUUGACCCGGCUCCUCAUCAACCCAAUGAGCGCCGUGAAGGGGAGGCUCUCGUCGCCUCCGCGCGCCUCUCUUCCAUCUCCUCCUCACUUUUACAGUCGGCCGGCGAGCCUGUCGGAGCUCUCAACUAGACAACCCCGACACUGUCACUCCGCCUUGACAAACUGCAGGAAGGAUUUCUAGCCUCUCCGCGGGUCUUUCGCUUUUUUGUUGCUCGUUUUCCACCCGCCUCUAGUUAAACGCAUUGGACUUGCUUUUUUUCAUUUUUUUUUUUUUGGUGCCUAUUUUCGGAGGAACGGUGAAACGAUGCAGCAGCGGGGAAGGAUGCAAGUCUCACCGGUCGCCCCCUCGGAAUAACAGCCAAAGGGAGGCUGCGCUGCGCUCCUCAAGCCCUCACCAACUGCGAUGGAGGCAUGCCAAGCCCUGCAAGUGACCUUUAUUGCACCAUGAAUGCAAGCUCCGCCGCUCAAAGAAGACACAAGUAACCUUUUCCUUAUUAUCGAAGAAGGAGCCGUCGAUCUGAAGCGAAAAGCUGGGAACUAGAGGCCAAGACCGAGAGAGCGAGAGAGAGAGAGAGAGAGAGAAGAGUAGAGUCCUAUCAAACAAACAAACAAAACAACCCAAACACACAAGGACAGGAUGCCAAAGCGGUCCGAGGAGAUGCUGGUGGAUCUGUGGAUGUCCUUCCUACUGGUGUGGAUUACGUGUGUUCCAUGUGUGUCCAUGACUCCCAUCGUAGGCCAGUCCAAAAGCACACAAACUGGAGGGUCCGCAGCGGAGGCGAGCGGUCCUGCCGAAGGACAAAGAUUACUGAGCCGCGCCAAGAGAGGAUGGGUUUGGAAUCAAAUGUUUGUGCUGGAGGAAUUUUCUGGACCCGAUCCAAUUCUGGUUGGCAGGCUCCACACAGACUUGGAUGUUGGCGGCAAAAACAUCAAGUACGUGUUGGCGGGCGAGGGCGCCGGCACCAUCUUCGCCAUCAACGAGCUGACGGGCGACAUCCACGCCAUGAAGAGGCUGGACCGCGAGGAGAAGGCCGAGUACACGCUGACGGCGCAGGUGGUCAACGCCGACACGGACGAGCCCUUGGAGCCGCCGUCCGAGUUCAUCAUCAAGGUCCAGGACAUUAACGACAACCCGCCGCAGUUCAACGAAGGCCCUUACCGGGCCUCUGUUCCUGAGAUGUCUGCUGUGGGUACCCCGGUUACCCGGGUAACAGCAACAGAUGCCGAUGAUCCGGUGUACGGGAACAGCGCUAAACUGGUCUACAGCAUACUGGAGGGGCAACCGUAUUUCUCUGUAGAACCCAACUCCGGGACCAUAAAAAUUGCUCUCCAUGGGAUGGAUAGAGAGAUGAGAGAGGAGUACCUGGUGGUCAUUCAGGCUAAGGACAUGGGAGGACACAUGGGCGGCCUGUCUGGGACCACGACUGUCACCGUCACGCUGAUGGACAUCAACGACAAUCCACCAAAGUUCUCCAAAAGUUUGUAUGAGUUUGUGAUCCCAGAAGAUCUACCGGUAGGGAAAAUGGGCGGCAAGGUGAAAGCAAAUGACAGAGACAUCGGCGAGAAUUCCAAGUCAACGUACAGCAUCAUCGAGGGCGAUGACCAAGGCAUGUUCGAGAUCGUCACAGACGGCCAAACACAAGAGGGGAUUCUUCGACUGAAGAAGCCAAUCGACUACGAGAGCAAGAGAGCCUACACCCUGAGAGUGGAGGCCACCAACGUGCGCUCCGAGCCCAGCGGCGGCGGGCCCUUCAAAGACACGGCUACAGUAAAGGUUGUGGUGGAGGACUCGGACGAACCGCCGGUUUUCCUCAAACCCGUGUACGUGCUGGAAGUGAACGAGAACGCCCCCGUCAACACAGUCAUAGGGACGGUCACAGCCAGGGAUCCGGACUCUACUGGGAGCCUUGUCAGGUAUUUCAUCGAUCGGCACACGGACCUGGAGAGGCAGUUCAACAUCAACGUGGACGACGGGAAGAUCACGCUGGCCAAACCGCUGGACCGCGAGACGGACAUGUGGCACAACAUCACGGUGACCGCCACCGAAGUCAGAAACCACAGUCAGAUAUCCAGAGCAAUUGUGGCCAUCAGAGUGAUGGACAUUAAUGACAAUGCCCCUGAAUUUGCCACAGAAUACGAGGCCUUCUUGUGUGAAAAUGGAAAACCUGGACAGGUGAUCCAGACUGUCAGCGCGGUGGACAAAGACGACCCAAUCCAGGGCCACUACUUUGACUAUCGUCUCGUCCCGGAGAUGCUCAACAACCCCAAUUUCACCAUCAAGAACAACCAAGACAAUUCAAUCAGUGUUUUGGCCAAGCACGAUACUUUCCGGCGACAGAAGCAGGAGAUGUACUUUCUGCCAAUCAUUGUGACGGACAACGGCAACCCACCCAUGAGCAGCACCAACACCUUGACCAUUCGAGUGUGCGGGUGCAGUAAGGACGGCAUUGUCCAGUCCUGCAACGUGGAGGCCUACGUCUUACCCAUUGGUCUUAGCAUGGGGGCUCUCAUUGCCAUCCUGGCCUGCAUUAUACUGCUGUUAGUAAUAGUAGUGCUUUUUGUGACCCUGAGGAGACACAAGAAUGAGCCUCUGAUUAUUAAGGAUGACGAGGAUGUCAGGGAGAACAUUAUCCGCUACGAUGACGAAGGAGGUGGCGAGGAGGACACGGAGGCCUUCGACAUCGCCACGCUGCAGAACCCGGACGGCAUCAACGGUUACCUGCCGCGCAAGGACAUCAAGCCCGACUUGCAGUUCAUGCCUCGUGCAGGCCAGCACUCGGGCCCGAACGGCGUGGAUGUGGACGAAUUCAUCAAUGUGCGGCUCCACGAGGCUGACAAUGAUCCCACGGCUCCGCCUUAUGACUCCAUCCAGAUCUACGGCUACGAGGGUCGGGGAUCCAUGGCCGGCUCCCUCAGCUCGCUGGAGACAGCAUCGUCGGACUCGGACCAGAACUAUGACUAUCUCAGGGAGUGGGGCCCGCGCUUUAGAAGACUUGGGGAGCUCUACUCUGUGGGCGAGAGCGACCGCGAGACCUGACCUUUGGUUUGUUAGGAAAAAAAAAGACCUUUCCGAUUUCUUUUACGUCCACAUACUUGUGUAUCAAACGCUAGGGGGUUUGCUGGCUUUUAGAAACAGGUGUUUGAAAAAGAAAAAAAAAAAUCUCCUUUUUGUAUUCUUGUUAGAGUAAGGUAUAGCAAUCGCCAUCCACUACGUCGAGCGCAUUGUAAUUGUUGAGCCGAACAAUGUCUUUCCUAGGAGAUCUAUGAUUCUUGUGGAGUGUAUCUUAGAUUUCGUUGUGGAGUGUCUAGCAGUGUUUUGGGUGUUAGUCAUUUGCUGUGACUGCCGGUUGAGGAAAAACCCUGGGAUCGCUGGUGGUUGCCCGAUGAAAGGAACUCACGGAUAACGCUGGGUUCUCUGAAGCUUGAGCAGACACUCCAUGCUCCCUGGACAGCAACGCUGGACCUCAGGAGCUACAGAGGGACUCGCGUCUCCUUAAACCCACCCAGCCGAUCGGUGUUGUGAGACGAAAUGACGAUGAAAAAGCAAUAUAUGGUCUACAUUAAAAUGAUGAAUGUAUGUGUGAUUUGAAAAAAAAAAAAAAAAAAAGCAAAAAGACAAA
Pungitius pungitius (ninespine stickleback) is the source of this 3844-nucleotide messenger RNA. RefSeq names its product cadherin 8 (gene cdh8). The transcript has 12 exons. Gene Ontology annotation, molecular function: cadherin binding; calcium ion binding. Gene Ontology annotation, biological process: multicellular organism development; cell-cell junction assembly; adherens junction organization. The record is from RefSeq and is a predicted model, not a curated record. Gene Ontology annotation, cellular component: axon terminus; plasma membrane; adherens junction. Lineage: Eukaryota; Metazoa; Chordata; Actinopteri; Perciformes; Gasterosteidae. Bases 862 to 3261 code for a protein of 799 amino acids.